Molecule: messenger RNA, 6156 nt
Organism: Mitosporidium daphniae
Lineage: Eukaryota; Fungi; Microsporidia
Product: subunit Brr2 of U5 snRNP complex
Exons: 1
Coding region: 1-6156 (2051 amino acids)
Cellular component (GO): nucleus
Molecular function (GO): nucleic acid binding; ATP binding
Source: RefSeq, a predicted model, not a curated record
AUGGCUGGCGACGAUGAGCAUGUACACCGCUUUGAUUAUGCCCGAAAUGCGAAUUUGGUUCUUCAUUCAGACGGCAAAAAACGAGGCGAGCACGAUGUAGAGGACGGCAGUGAGAUCGGCUCUCUUUGGGGUCGCAUCAACCCCUUAGAAUUCGGCGCAAAGGCGGAGAGGGAACGGCCGAAGUUGCCUAGCACGAAAAGGAAGCCUCCCUCUGAUGAAUCUACAAAUGGUGGCGGUCAUAUGAGCGAUGCGCUAUCACAAUCUUCUUCUUUGACCCUAAGUGAGCUUGCGACGCUAAAAUAUCGGCCACGAACUCAGGAGACUCGCUCCAUUUACGAGCGCAUGCUAAAGCUGGUGAUGGACCUUGCCGAAGAAGAGUCGGGUGAAAUGGGACGGGCGCUUCUUGACGAGGCUCUGAUCAUUCUCUGCUCUUCCGAACUACGUGAGCUUGAGCAGAGGAGCUCUCUGGAGGCCCUGUUAAUGCGCCCCAUGGAAAGUCUUGCAUUUUCGCAGCUUCUUGCACUCUCAAAACGCCUGGUAGACUGGAAUGCCUCGGCAUCGACAUCUACGGAAGCAAAUACUGCAGAGGCAGAAGAGGAAUCUUUCGGUCUAACUGUAGUGGAACCAGACCAUCUCCUCAAUGAUGAUGAUGAUGACGGCGGCGGCGAAGCAAGCCAGUAUCUCCCAGAUAUCAAGGAAGAUCCCGAAGAAAAUAUCGGGCAAUUUAGGGGCGAUGAGGAAACGGAAAUCGACCCCUUCUACUUGUCGCAUGUGGUACCCUCUGAAGAGGAACAAGGAGACAUGCACCUGCCAAAAAGUUCUAUUCCGAGAAUAGACAUUCGAGAUAUCGAUGUACAUUAUCUACAACGACUGCUCUCCUUGCCAGGAGAAGAUGCCUGGGUUUCUCACUCAAGAUCUAAAGCUGUUCUCGCCUUGUUGCAAGACCGUACCCUCGAGGGUUGGAUCCUCGAAGGCCGGAUCCUUAAAGAAUUGUGCAAGCACCAUUCACGCCACGAAAAUCCAUUUGAGCUUCUGUCGCUUUUAGUGAGCAAUCGUAUGGCAUUGGUGGCGGGGAUAGCCCUUGCAGAGGCAGACCCUCUCGGCGGAGAUGGCGAGGCCAAAGAAGCUAUUCUUCAGCAGCUCAUCGCUGAAGGCCCAGAGGGCGCUGUUCUUGCAGCGCUUGUUGAUACCCCAAGGACGACAUCUGCGGUAGCGCCGUUUGAAAAAAAUUCUACUGUCGACGCGUCCUCUGUAAUAGCAUCGACUGCCCCUUCCAAAUCAAGUUCUAGCUCGUCAGCGGAAACACUUGCGGCGAUGGCGCGUGAUGCCCGCGACGCGCAGACGCUUGCUGCGCGUAGACUGCCACUACCGCCAGGUUCUUGGCGACGUGCUCAUGCUGGCUAUGAGCUGAUUCACGUUCCAGCACCUCCGGCGAUUCCUGCUCACGUUCGCGAUGCUCCUUCACUUUGCGUUGUAGAGGCUCUCCCCUCAUGGACCCAUGGGGCCUGGGAGGGCCAACCGACCCUCAAUCGCAUUCAGUCUGCCGUACUUGCGCACGCCUUUUUUUCGGAUCAAAAUUUAUUGGUCUCUGCGCCCACUGGUGCUGGAAAGACCGGAAUUGCCAUCCUUGCCUUGUUACGCCUGUUUGGCUCUGCUUGUGGGCGUAAAAUCGACUUUCCAGGCUGCAGCACGAUUAUAGAAUCUUCUGACGGCGAGACCGUCGCAAGCAAGCGGUCCACCAUUGCCGUUUACAUAGCCCCUAUGCGUGCGCUUGUAAGUGAAAUUACGGCUACGUUUCGAUCCCGCUUUUUGGAAAGUGGGCUUUGGGAUUCCAACGAACUCGCCAUCUCCGAACUCACAGGAGAAUCGGGAGGUGGUUUAGGUGCUCUUCUCGCCGAACAAGGCUUUGCCUCAUGCCGUCUAAUAGUGGCCACGCCAGAAAAGUGGGACAUCGUUUCCAGAAAACCGGCGGCACUGAUCCCUGAUUUGCUGAUCGUAGACGAAGUGCAUUUGAUUGGAGAUGCACCAAGAGGUACUGCGCUGGAGGCGAUCGUAGCGCGUUCUUUGGGCGAGGCGCGUAUUGUGGCGCUUUCAGCCACGCUUCCAAAUGCUGAGCAAGUGGGUAGCUGGCUUCGAGCCCGCGUUCAUUGCUUUGGCGGCGAAUGGCGCCCGUGUCCCUUAUCCCUUUCCUUUUAUGGUGUCAUGGAACGAAAGGUAUCCAAGCGCAUGGCGAAGAUGAAUGAGAUUCUGCUUGAAGAGGUCAUUGAACGAUUGCCGCAGGGCCCUAUCCUUGUGUUUGUGCACUCGCGGCGGGAAACAGCACGUACGGCACGGCUGCUGCGCGAUGGAGCUGCCACUCGUGGCCUUCUUGCUCUUUUUCAUCGCGCGGGCGGGAAUGACGCCGAAGAUGCUAACGAUUCUGCUUUCGAUUCGGCAGAGCUUGGCGAGCUGAUGCCGGCGGGAAUCGGCAUCCAUCAUGCUGGACUUUCGCGGCAAGACCGCGGUACUGUUGAGCGGCUCUUUGGCAGCGGACAGCUUUCUGUGCUCGUCUCCACAGCCACAUUGGCAUGGGGCGUUAACUUGCCCGCACACACGGUCAUCAUUAAGGGCACCGAAAUAUACGAUCCAGGCACGGAAUCAGGAAGUGGCCCUGCAUGGACAUUGCUAAGCUCCCAAGACUUGCUUCAAAUGUGGGGGCGUGCCGGGCGGCCUCAAUUUGACCGCCAUGGCGAGGCAUUGCUGCUGACCUCGCACGAGAACCUCUCACGGUAUGUAGCUGUCACGGCACAGCCGGUGCUUUCUCAGAUGCUCACCACGGCAGCGACAGAUGGGGAAGCCGACGGCAUCACAUCAUCGGCUUCUUCCUUUUCUUCCUCCUCCUGUUCUAUGAUGAUGCGAAUUCUUCCUCACCUUGCUGCGGAAGUUGCUCGUUCUACGCUUAUACGAAGUAUGGACGACGCAUGUGCAUGGAUUUCAGAUCGAUUGUUUUUGGGGCAAAUGGUUCGUGACGACCCAGCUGCGCUUGGGAUAGACCCUCAAGGGGGGGAUCCCCGAGAGUGGAUUGUGACGCUGGCGUCAGCAUCUAUGGCGCUGAUUCGCCUCCUUGGACUAGUGGAGGGCGCCACAGCGUCCUCUUCGUUGUUUCACGCAACUCCACUGGGCGAGAUUGCGUCUUUCUUCUAUAUAGCACCAGCCACCAUUCGGACUAUCCUCCAUGAGCUCCGCCCACAGGGCGAAAGAGCAUCGAUUGCUGCCGUAUCGGCAUAUGAACGAGUGCUUUCUUUGCUUUCACGCACCAUGGAGCUUGCCGCCCUUUCGCGAAUCCGCGAGGAAGAACAAGGGGCGCUCGAUCGCCUUGCCUCGCUUCUACCUGUGCCUAUGGAGCGUACACACAAAGCAGCAUUGCUUCUGCAGGCCGUAAUCAGUCGCGUUGGAUUGGAGGAUGGGCCUAUGGCAAUGGAUGCUGCUCAUGUGGCGGCAAUAGCUCCGCGAUUACUUCGCGCUAUCUUUGAAAUUGCGGUGAUGGAGAGAGGAAAUCGAGGCGGUGGAGCGGGUCUGUUUGCAGUGGCCCGUACCGCCUUGCUGCUUGCGCGCUCAGUAGAACUGCGGUGUUGGCCCACUUGUUCGCCAGUCAUCCAGCUGCUUGACAAAGAAACCACCGCAGCAGCAGAUCUUGCGCGUCUUGAACGUCGCGAAUUGAACCUGGCACAGCUACGAUUGCUGACUCCCGGUGAAUUAGCUGCCUUGAUCCCGCAGAAGAUUGAUUUGAGCGUGUUGCCGAGCAUUGAGAUCACAGCCUCUGCGAUCCCCUUGACACAAGAUAUUCUUCGCGUUGAUGUUGCCAUCCAGCGUACGGAAUCCCAUUCGAUUGCAUUUUGGCUGUUUCUGACCGACCUGGAGGACGAGAAAAUCCUGCACCACCAACGGCUCUUGUUACGUGAAACUGUGACAACAGCCACUCUUCGUGUACCCAUUGGUCGUCCUGUGCCGCCAGCCAUUAUGAUUCACGUGCUUUCAGACAGGUUUCAUCACUGCGACGUGAGGCUACCUAUUUCUUUCCGUGCCUUGCAACUCCCUGCGGAUGAGGAAGUGCCACUAAAGCGCAUCGAACAGCUUGCGCCAGUCUCUUUGGAGCAGGUUCGCGCCCUUUAUAUGUGCCAGGCCAAUGUUACGGAUUGCAUGAAAACCGAUACCACUUCCCCUGAUCAUACCGUCAUGCUCAGUGCCGUAGAGCGGCAUGUUCUGUGGCUUUUAAGAUUGGAGUGUUCGCCAUUGGUGGUGGGGUUACCGUUUUCGCUGCUUGCCGAUGCAGCCACUAUGGUGCGUUUGCUGGAGUUUGGCAUAGGCUUGACCAUUGCUUGCGAACAGCCUGUAGAGGUAGCUCUUAUCGAUGAUACACCUAAAGUGAAAAGGCAACUGGUUUUGGCCACAUCACCAUGGCGUGGCAGGCGCGUGGCGUUGGGCCGCACUUUGGCUGCGCUCUUUGAACCCGGGCAGUUGCUCUUGGAUGAGAAGCAUUCGCUUCCGUCGGCCCUUGCCUCCUUGUUUGAAAAUGCGGAUCACCAAAAGCCUGUAGUCGCAGUGGGCGAAGUCACGUUCCUUUUUGGACUACUUCGUGCUGUAUCUGCGUCUUCUUUCCCAUUUUCCGUCCGCUUGGUGAUGGAAUGGGGGGUGAUAAGUGAGUCUCAAAUGCUGUACCAAGAGCUUUUGCUUACAGAAAUACAUGCUCUGGCAGAUGCUUCUGUGUCGCUACUUGUGGCCCCUGCCACCAUGCCCUCAUUACGAUCGCUUGGACGCUGGGUUGGGACAAGCCCUGGCCGACUUCUCCGCCUGCCGCAUCGCCGACCGCAGGCAUCUGUUGUGCGCUUUUGGAGAGUUGACCAGAAUGAAGAGAAAAACAGUGCUUUUUUACCAUUGCUUCCGCUCAUCGAAGACAAUGGCCCACAAACGAGUCGUGAUAGCGUGUUACUCUGCGUCGCUGAUGAGGACGCUGCAAACGCGCUGGCCGCCACAUUGAUGCGCCAUGUUCGUUGCAACAAGCUUUCCUUGGCUACUGAUGCCGAUGCCAUCGCAGAAUUGAUUGGCGAUGGGGCUGAUGUCAAAUGCGAUUAUCUCGAAUGGCUUGCAGCUGGCAUCGCAUAUGCUGCCGAUCCGCUUGGAUGGACGGCUUUCAAUAGAGGGCUUCUCCCGAUUCUCAUCACCCCACUUUCGAUGGUAGGAGAGGUCAUCGCCUCCACCGAAAUUUGCCGAUUGAAGCAAAUCAUUGCAUGGCAAACGGCGGCCGUGUUGGAAAAUGCCUGUAUGUUCGGAUUGGGACUAGCCAUGGGUGCACCUGCCACUAUGGGCCCGGUGCUCUUUAGUUGCGAGAGCCAAGGUCUCUCGACAAGCAUGAUGAUGUCCCCUGGAGAAUCUGUCCUGAUGCCAUCACUAGCCAUGGCACUUCCAGCUGCACUUCUCGCAUCUAAUGCUGGGGAUGAAGCAACCUUGCAGGCGGCUAUGGAUUACAUAUGUCAGCACAGUUGGUUGCUUGAACGGAUGCGGGCAAAUCCAAACUUUUACCAUUUGACAGAGCGUUCAGAGAUUGUCCUUGCCGAGCGGCUUUCCGAGGCGCUUGAGAGCGCACUAGACAUGGACGAGGAGGCACAGCAGAAAGAAUCUCACGCAGACCAUGCCCCUGCCACACUUGCACGUGUGGCUACUCAUUAUGGGCUGAGCGACGAGCUUUUGCGCACCAUGGUUUGGCCGAACAUUUUACCAACAACGAGGGCCAAAUCUCUGCUUGCCAUUCUGUCCCAAGCAACGGUCACGUGUGCUGCUGGUCACAUCAGGGUGCCAUGCGUUGAUUUUAUUAACGCAACUGGGCCCUUGGACGUCAAAUUUGGCGUUUCGCUGCUGAGCGCGGUUGUCGACAUUUGCUUACUGAAGAGCAGUUGUGGGGAGGAUGCCAAUUACUUGUCCACAGCCCUUGCGGCAAUGGACCUAGUCCAAGCUCUGCGCCAGGGCUGCAAGCCUGGACGAGCAGAUCCUGUUGAUGUGAUACGACGGCAGCUAGGGCUUACCCCGGAUCAAGUGCAAUCGCUGAUUUCGGCUGUUCCUCUGGGCGAGACCCCCUCGCUUUACGAGCUCGCUCUUUAUGUACGCGAACCGGAACAUUAA